Molecule: messenger RNA, 951 nt
Organism: Cladocopium goreaui
Lineage: Eukaryota; Dinophyceae; Suessiales; Symbiodiniaceae
Source: the annotation of a GenBank genome assembly
CACUGCCAAGCGACUUUGACCGACUCAGUAUAACAGGGCCUGAUCAUGGUCUUGGUGGCAAGCUUUGUGAAUCCAGUGCUUUUUACCCUGCCCAUGGGCUUCAAGGUUUACACCUAUGGCCUGUUCAUUGCCGCGGCUUUGGCCUCCUGCGUGGUGGUAGUCGAGUCUGAGUUGCGAAGAUUGAAGAUCCCGGCAGAUGGGGCCCUGAUGAUGCUGGCCUUUAUCCCAGGCUUUGGCAUAGGAUCCAAGGUGCACCUUCUCGUCUCGGCUUUGGCAGUUGGUGGCUCCGUGCCCAACAUGUCGCUUGAAACAGGCCAUAGUUUCAUGGGCUCUGCUGUUGGGGGCCUCUUGACGGCCGCUGCUUAUGGCUAUUGGUGCGGCCUAAGGCCUAUGCCAUUGCUGGACAUUAUCACUCCACUAGUGCCCCUAGGCCAUGCGGUUGGCAAGAUCGGCUGCUUUUUGUCGGGCGAUGGCUGCUAUGGGCCACCCAGCGACGUCUCAUGGGCAGUGGCCUUCCCAAACGGACUAGUUCCAACGAGAACUGCCGUUCAUCCGACGCCGUUGUAUGAGGCUACCCUCUCCAUGGUGCUCUUCUUGCUGCUGCACUUCCUGGUUUUUCUCCCGGUGACGGGCGGAAACAAACGACGAGUAGGCGUUCGCAGCGCCCUGACUCUCUCGCUUUAUGGCUUGGAACGGAUGGUCAUCGAACCCUUUCGAAGGCAUCCACCCAGCGACUACCUUUUUGGGCUCACAGAGUACCAGUUUCUGGCUGUGAUCUUCAUCUUGAUUGGGGCUGUGCUGUACUCCAUCGGCGGCUCAAUGGAUCCUUGGCCCCUGAACUUUGACAAGGAAGACAGCAAAGCAGAGAAAGCCUCAGAGAAGAAGAGCGACUGAGUGGAGCGUGAUGGAGCGCAAUGCUUCAGAAAUCCUGGGCUGCAAAGAUGAAUGUUG